AGGCGGGGGUGGUUUUUGCAAAUGUUUUCUUUUGUUGUUGCUGCCCUAAAGGAAAAUGAUUUCAGCUGCAAAUUAAACCAAUCAGCUAAUUUGAUUAAGUUACAAAACCAAUAAAAGAUCAUAAAGCAUGAUAUAGCAGAGCAGGAUCGAAAAAAAUCACACUUGGAAGUACAAAUAAAAGCAACUGCAAAGAUGUCGCCAAGUUCUGUGUGGACCUUCGGCCUCCUGAGUGCUCUGCUUGUGACCUUGGGCGCGACUGCGAUUUCUUCGAGGGUUCUGGAGCUCAGUGACCGAUUCAUCGAUGUGCGUCAUGAGGGCCAGUGGCUGGUCAUGUUUUAUGCACCCUGGUGUGGCUACUGCAAGAAAACAGAACCCAUAUUCGCUCUGGUGGCUCAGGCGCUCCAUGCCACCAAUGUGCGGGUGGGUCGCCUGGAUUGCACCAAGUACCCGGCUGCCGCCAAAGAAUUCAAGGUUCGCGGUUAUCCCACCAUCAUGUUCAUCAAGGGGAACAUGGAGUUCACCUACAACGGAGAUCGCGGACGAGAUGAACUGGUGGAUUACGCCUUGAGGAUGUCGGGUCCUCCAGUUCAGCUGGUGACGCGAACGGAGAGUGUGGAUAUGCUCAAGGGAUCCCAUACGAUCUUCUUCAUUUUUGUGGGCCAGCAGGAGGGUGUGGUGUGGGACACGUACUAUGCGGCAGCAGAAGGUUACCAGGAGCAUGGAUUCUUCUACGCCACCAGUGAGGAUAUCGCGGCCCAGCACUUUGACUUUGAGAAACUGCCAGCAGUUAUAGUCUACAAGGAGGAGCAGCAUCACUUCUAUCCCCACGGACACUUGGCGCACGAAAUGGACCCCAAUGAAGUGAACGAGACCGUUUUCCAGUGGGUGAACGUCGAAAGGUUCACACUCUUCCCGAAGGUCACUCGAUUCAACAUCCAUCAGCUGCUUAAGACGAACAAGUAUCUGGUUCUGGCUGUGGUGCAGGAGGAUAAGCUUAAUCAGAUAGCCACCCAUGAACUGGAAUUCCGAGACAUGGUCGAGGGCGUGAUAAGGAAACACAGGGCGCGAUAUCACGAAAAGUUCCAAUUCGGAUGGAUCGGGGAGCCAUCUAUAGCACAUUCCAUCAUUCUGGACCAACUACCUACGCCGCAUUUAAUAGCGAUUAACUCGAGCACUCAGCACCACUUUUUACCCGACGAUGAUCCCAUUCAGAUGACUCCGCAGGCACUUCAUCUUUUCCUGGAGUCCAUCAGCAAUAAGAGUGCGGUUGCAUAUGGAGGAGAUACGUAUUUUGUACGUCUAAAUCGUGCGCUAUUCGAAGUGCGAAGAGCUCUUAGGGAUAUGUGGCUGGGAAAUCCCGUGCUGACCACUGUAAUCUUUGGCCUGCCGCUUGGGUUCCUCUCGCUUAUUAUGUAUUCCAUUUUCUGUGGCGAUUGUUUGGUUACUGAGGAUGAUCAGGAUGAAGAUCACGAAAAGAAGGAGUAAGAGGAUCGCUUAAAGAAAGAUCGCAUGAAAAUUAAGAGGAAAGUGAUGGAAUCCAUGAUGAAGAAGCAAUUAGAUAAAGGUAAAUCUGGUGAUCUCGAAAAAUUGAAUGUUUUGUAGAAGAUCCCUAGAAAAAAGUGUAACAAAACCAAAAGAAGAAUGAAAAGAAAAAGGCCAUAAGUCGUAGCAGAUCCCAUCCCCUAGAGCAACUUUUCUACCGUAUAUAUAUGUAAGCCAAAUCUAGUCCUAUGUCAAGGCAUCUCAUCUCCGCUGGUCGAGAAUUUCCAAAUCCGCUUAAAGAAUCGCCAUUUGACACAAAGAAAUCAAUUCGCCAUUGUGCGUCUGGUUCUUUUUUUCUCGUUUUAAGUUAGUAAAAGUAAUAAACAUGAUUUAGCGGA
Drosophila elegans is the source of this 1880-nucleotide messenger RNA. RefSeq names its product protein disulfide-isomerase TMX3 (gene Tmx3). Gene Ontology annotation, molecular function: protein disulfide isomerase activity. The transcript has 4 exons. Gene Ontology annotation, biological process: peptidyl-cysteine oxidation. NCBI's taxonomy places the organism in Eukaryota, Metazoa, Arthropoda, Insecta, Diptera, Drosophilidae. Gene Ontology annotation, cellular component: endoplasmic reticulum. The record is from RefSeq and is a predicted model, not a curated record. Bases 193 to 1485 code for a protein of 430 amino acids.